Wickerhamiella sorbophila is the source of this 2454-nucleotide messenger RNA. Its product is annotated as putative inositol polyphosphate 5-phosphatase C9G1.10c. The transcript has a single exon. NCBI's taxonomy places the organism in Eukaryota, Fungi, Ascomycota, Dipodascomycetes, Dipodascales, Trichomonascaceae. Gene Ontology annotation, biological process: phosphatidylinositol dephosphorylation. The record is from RefSeq and is a predicted model, not a curated record. Bases 1 to 2454 code for a protein of 817 amino acids. Gene Ontology annotation, molecular function: phosphatidylinositol-4,5-bisphosphate 5-phosphatase activity; protein binding.
AUGUCGGAGCGACUGAACGCUGAAGAAAAAACAACCAGAACGCCGCCGCCAAUCCCGGCUAAACCAAAAGAUCUCAAAGCCGUUGUACUCAAAAAGAGAGCCCAGUCGUUUUCCCCGGUUCCCAGCAGGGUCCCUUCAUCCACAGCAUCAGAAGCGGCCAGCUCAACAGAAAGCAUAGCUCUGUCGGAGAAGCCAGUUCGAAAACAACCCGAACACUAUUAUGGCAAACAGUCUGGAACCGUAGAACAAUUGGCCAGUCCAGAACCAGAGUCGACAGAGACGGCCCGGUCUGCGUCAGCGGCUCCCCCGCUACCACCGCGAAUUCCCAGCCGAACACCAUCAUACUAUGGCCAACCUGUGGCAAAUCCGCCGCCGAAUCCUACAGAAGUAUACCCAGAUUAUCAGGUAAGUCCGAGUCCUGCUCCUGCUCCACCAAUGGCUCAAGAGCCUGUUCCCCGCCCUUUGCCUCCCCAGCCGCAGCCCGCAGCAGCUCCUCCACAGCCUAUGAUGCCGCCUCCGCCAUCUAGAAAUCAAGCUUCCACGCCAGAAAAGCUAAUCUUGCGCACAAAGACAGUAAAUAGCUGGCCCCCUGCUGCAGGGGGACCCCCUAUUUCUGUCAAGCGUGGCCUUACGAGCCUAAGUAUUGACCAAGACUAUAUAUGCGCAGGUGGUGGUUCAUGUGCCAUAUAUAAUGCUCAUACUUUAGAGACGGUAUGGUCCAAAUCUACGGAUAAGGUCGUUUCGUCUGUUCAAGUUGGAAACGAGGUUUGGCUUGGUAUGCGUGAUGGCCGGAUUUGCAUCGUGGACCCUAACUUAUCCGGAUACGUUGAGGAGAAUGGAAAACAUCAUCGCCGUCCCAUUUCUCACAUGUGGUACGAUGACGGCUAUGUGCUGGCGUUGAGUAUAGAUGGAAAGCUAAGUGUUUGGAACCCAAACGAUUUGUCGCGCCCUCAUCAGGUCCAUCGCGUUAUUUCCACUUUCAAAUACGCGACCUACAAAAGCCCUUAUUUGUGGGUCAUGAAGAACCGUCAAGCAUAUGUCCACGACCCGCUUCUGCUAAGAGGAGGUUUCCAAGUCUUACCCCAUGCAAUUGAGUAUGGCGAGCGAAGCUCAUCUACCGUGGGUGAAUAUUCUUGCGGGUGUGCAGGCGGCAUUGAUGAGCCCACUGUUCUGGGCCACAACGAUGGUACCAUUUCGGUGUAUCGCAAUUUUACGUUAACCGCAACAGUGACUCUCGGCUACUCUGGUGUCUUGAGCAUAGUGAAAGCUGGACCCUACUACUGGAUCGGGCUUCGUACUGGUAGUAUUCUGGUGGUUGACCUCAUAGAGCACGAUGCAACUCUCUUAAAAGAGUGGAAAGCUCAUUCGGGACCUGUCACCAUGCUGGUUGCCUCUGAAGAAGCAGAGCUGGUUCUUUCCGGCUCAACUAAUGAUUCAGUAGGCGUGUGGGAAUCUGGUUUGCGCCAAGAUAUGAGAGCUUUGGAAAACCAAAAACAGCUCGACGAAACUGCGGCUUUCAAAGAUCUCAAGGUUCAGAUUUUCACUUGGAACGUGGGAUGUGCCAAGCCCAAUGAUGUGAACGAGCAUGUUUUCUGGCGUGAACUCAGCUCAAAAUACCCGGCAGAUAUCAUUGUAUUUGGGUUUCAGGAAGUAGUUGAGCUCGAUAACAAGUCCAAGACUGCCAAGAACCUGAUCAAAAUCGAAGAUGAUAUGGAACAUGAACACAAAGCAUGGCGGCGCUUCCUCAGCCAGCUCUUGGAAGAAGAAUAUGAACUUGCAGCAGACAGAGCACUGGUUGGUCUGUAUAGCUGCGUUUUCAUCUCACAAAAGCUUGUUGCUUCAGUAAAAAACGUGACUACCAAUGUUGUAAAAACCGGGUUCGGCGGUCUUCACGGAAACAAAGGUGCUACGGUUAUAUGCAUGGACAUUUUCGACAGCACUCUAUCUUUCGUUAAUGUGCAUUUAGCUGCUGGACAAUCAAGCACCUUGCAAAGGAAUAAAGAUGCGGAAACAAUAGUAAGUGGCGGUGAAGAACAUGAAAGGCACGCAAAGUUGCGACCACUUGACCACGAAUACUGCUUCUUUUUUGGCGACACGAAUUAUCGCAUAAACACGGUUCGGGAAAAUGCCAUCAAGCUCAUUCAAUCAAAAUCGUGGGAUAAGCUGUUUGCAUAUGACCAGCUAGGACGACAGUUGACAAAAAACCCAAGAUUCGUCUUGGCUGGCUUCCAUGAAACACCCAUACAGUUCCCUCCAACUUACAAAUUCGACGUCGGGUCAAAUCGUUAUGAUUCAAGCGACAAACAGCGUGUUCCAUCAUGGUGUGACAGAAUCCUGUAUCGGGGCUCGAGCGUGGAGCCUGUGGUAUACGACAGUUUGGAGGCGUAUGAUUCGGACCAUCGUCCUGUCAUGUGCAACCUGAAAAUAAAAGCCAAACUCUAUUUAACUAAAUGA